This is a messenger RNA of Nasonia vitripennis (jewel wasp), 6883 nucleotides long. RefSeq names its product rho guanine nucleotide exchange factor 10-like protein. Bases 530 to 5536 code for a protein of 1668 amino acids. Lineage: Eukaryota; Metazoa; Arthropoda; Insecta; Hymenoptera; Pteromalidae. Gene Ontology annotation, molecular function: protein binding; guanyl-nucleotide exchange factor activity. The transcript is spliced from 13 exons. Gene Ontology annotation, biological process: actin cytoskeleton organization; positive regulation of stress fiber assembly. The record is from RefSeq and is a predicted model, not a curated record.
GAACCAGUCUCGGCCGAGCCGCGUCCUCGUCGAGUACGCGCUCCGCGACCGGCAGUUCUCUUAUUUUCACCUUCUUUUUCAUCUAUACACGUACGCGUACACGUUUUUUUUUUUCUCAACAUAAUAGAUCGCGCGGCGUGUUACCAAGUGAAUCAACUGCCAACUGUGCCCGUGUGUGUGAUGUGUCGAACGCGACUUGGAAAAUGAAAUACAGUGUUGGCAACGGAUGCUAGACAGUGCAAAAGUGUGUUCGAUGCGGCUGCCGCAGUGAGGAGAAGAAAAUCGGCGCUUCAUUGUUUAUCCGCGCGCAGCUGCACGAGGUCGAGGGAGAGAGAGAGAGAGAGAGAGAAAGCAACGCCACUUGUCGCUCGCUCGCGCGCACACGGGCUCUCGUGUUCCUCCAGCCGCUGGAGCCGAACUCUCAGCGACUUGUAUACUGCUAUAUAUACAGACCAUAUACCGAGAAGCCGAGGAGAGCCAAUUCGCCUGCAUGAAGGUUAAAACCCAAGGCUCGGGUGCAAGAUGAGCGAUGGCGAGCUCGUCGACCUUAGGCUGCGGCAUAGCCGCGGCAGGUGUCUGCCCGUCCGCCGCAUCGUCCGAGAUCCCGUCGUCAGCCGUCGUCGUCGGACGCAGGGUGAACCUCGAGUUCCCGCCGCCUCCGCCGUACCCACCGCCUCAGAACGGCUUGCAAGCAUCCCAACAACAACAUCUCGAACAGUUGGAGCAACAACGUUAUCAUAGGUCGCUGAUGCACCAUCAUCGCACUGGUCUGCACGACGCUUACUCCUACGCCUACUACGAGCCUGGACCGAGUCAGACCAGUCCGCAGAGCUGCUCGUCGACGCUGCUCAGACAGCAUCAGGAGUAUUAUGCCGCGCAGCCCAGCUACCAGGGCUACCACAUGCAGGAGCCGCACAAGAGACACACCUACGUCACGAGAUAUGGCACCGAGGAGAACAUCUACGAGGAGAUCUCGGAAAUCGGCCGACAGUACCGUCGAGCCCUGGAAGGUUCGCGUCGAUCCCUGGUGGCGGAGGAGGUGCGCCGAGUGCAGUCCCGGCACCGGCGCGUACUCGGCGAGCUCAAUCUCAGCGUCGAGGCGAUGCUCAUGCCGACGAUAGCCGACCAAGCGAUCGCCGAGCACGAGACCGAGGAGAGUCACCAGCAGACGUUGGCCAAUGGAUCGACGAGUAGUCAGCAGCUGCUGCUCGCGCCCGACGAGAUGGGGGCGACAGCCUGUGGCGGCGAUCUCGACAGCGGGUUCAGUGGCAGCUCCAGUGCCAGUUACAGAUCUGGCCUGGGAUCGCUGAGGCGGUGCGCGGCCAUCGGCAGGACGAGCACUCCCGAGAUCCUGAUGAGCAACGGUCACCCCCAUCACCUUCUCAACUGCAGCGCUCCCCAGUCUCAUCAACGCAGCAGCAGCAGCAGCAACAGCAGCAGCAGCAAGACCAAAGCCGCCAUGAUAUGGAAGAAAGGCUGGAAGGGCUGGAAGAAGCUCCAGCAGGGCCUAGCCAGCGGCACUCAGCCCGGCAACUCAAGCUCCUCACAAAAAACUGAUGAGCCCCGCUCGAGGUGCAGAUCGUGGGACGACGUAGGCCCGGGGACAGCGACAACAGCUACGAGGAUGGAGGCGGCGAUAGCGGGUCAGCCACAGCAGGCCCAGUCGACGUCCGUGGCUCAGGGCCACCGACACCAUCACGUCCAUCAUCCGUCCCUCGAGGCGACGAGAUCCAACACGUCGAGCCAGUCGGCCAGGAGCGAGGACUCCUGGUGCUCGGCCAGCGAUCAUGACCUCUCCUCGGACGACGAGAGCGAGAAGAGCAAUAUCAGUAUUAAAAGCAACUACCAGCUGAGGAACACGCUGCACAAGGCCCGCACCUUCUGCGACAAGUGGCAGAAGGUGCGUCUCAGCGGAGGCUCCGGAGGUUCCAGCAACAGCGGCACGCCGGCCGAGACCCUCGCGGAUGCCGCCUCGAUCCACGGCGGCCAGAGCAGGCUCUCGCUCGCCAGGUUCUUCAGCAUGCGACGCGGCUCCGCCCACCAGUACGACGUCGGCGACUCGUCCUCCGAAACCACCUCCCUCACGAGUCCCGUCAAGCAGGCCCAGAUGCCCCAGCUCUGCGAGCUCGAGGAGGAUAACGGCGCGAUCAUGCAGUACCAGUGCAUGCCGCCGAACCGGUUGAGGGAACCGCCGCCCUCUCUGCCCCCGGCGCCGCCGAACCUCACGCCACAGCAGAUCAAGCGCCGCUACAUCAUCGCCGACAUCGUCCAGUCGGAGAACAACUACGUGGCGACCCUCCAGAGGCUCGUCAACGACUACAAGAAGAACCUGGAGGAGUCGUCGCCGCCCAUACUGAGCCAGUCCAAAAUAGCCACGCUCUUCCACAAGCUGCCCGAGAUCCUGCAGUGCCACAAUCUCUUUCGCGUCGCCCUCGGCGGCUGCGUCAAGAAGUGGGACAAGGAGGAGAAGCUCGGCGACAUCUUCGUCGCGAGCUUCAGCAAAGCCAUCGUCCUCGACAUCUACAGCGGCUUCAUUAACAAUUUCUCCGUUGCGAUGGAGCUCGCCAAGCAGGAGUCCAAACGCAAGACUGCCCUGGCCGACUUCUUCAAGAUGAAGCAGAUCAAGUCGCACGACAGGCUCUCGUUCUUCGGACUGAUGGUCAAGCCCGUGCAGAGGUUUCCCCAGUUCAUACUUUUUCUGCAAGACUUACUCAAACACACGCCACACGGACACCACGACAGGAUGUCGCUGCAGCUGGCGCUUACGCAACUCGAGAGCCUCGCCGAAAUGCUCAACGAGAGGAAGAGGGAAGCCGAGCAGUUCCAGGCAUUCAAGGAAAUGUUACGCCACGUUUCGUGCAAACUGUCGCAUCGACCACUUUCCUCCUCCUCGCGCUACCUCAUCAGAGAGGACAACGUCACACAGCUGGAGUUCAAUCAAAACGGAAUGAUCACCAAAUCGAAGAGGCGAAGACUGCUGCUGCUGAACGACCUUGUCGUCUGCGUCUCGGUGGCGCCGAGGUCUGCCGAAGACUUUUCCAGCAGCGAGCGACUAACGUUAAAGUGGACCUACCCGGUGUCGGAUAUCGAGAUACAGGACACGAGCACUUCUCCAACGCUUAGUCGACUGUUGACGGCAGGACUCAACAAAGGAGGCAGUUUGAAGUCCGACAGGAGCGGCGAAGGCGGCCAAGCGGGCGCCGACAGCCUUUGCGCAGAAAUGAGUGAUCUCAUGCACGAUUUCGAGGUCAUGUCGAGGAUCAGUGACCUGGCAUCUCAACUCAAGGGAUCUUACGAGGGAAUGGCCCCGGAAGCGUUGAAACAUAUCGUACACAGUAUCCAGGCGUCGAUACAAGCGAAAGACGAGGAGAUGGUCUGGGCGGAUAGUUGCUGCUUACAGCUGAUGACGAAGCAAGGCCAGAUGUACACGUUUCAGACGGAUAAUCCACUUGUUAAGAAAGACUGGGUAACGGAGCUGAGACUCGCACAAUUAGCACUAGACCCCAACAACUCGCCAUCCUGGGAAGUACCCGAACAAGAACACAGACCGUCCACGAAAAUGCCACUCUUCGUCACAUCUCAGCCGGUUUAUCACUCGCAACAUCAAUCUGAAGUGCGUUGCGGCUGUUACUACGUCACGCAAAAUCCACGACCUACGCGGCGACGAGGCAGGCACCAGAACUAUUUGUGGAUUUGCACGGACGAUGGCGUGUCCACCCACGUCACAGUUUUUGGCCAGUCGACCACAGGUUCAGCUACCUCAUUGAAACAGGCCACGUCGUUCGAUCUCGUCGAGACUCGGGUCGCCGCCGUCGAGUUUGUCAAGGGUCUGAACAACGAGCAGUCCAGCUUGCUGAGUGAUCUCGUUUGGAUGGGUACCGACUCUCGCAAGAUCAUCAUUUACAGGGCAGCCGAGCCCGAGAAACAGGAAGAGCUAGGCAGUUAUCCAGUUUCGGGUCCUGUCAUACAGAUCAAGUACCAUUACGAUAACGUAUUCGUGGCGCUUGGUACUGGAUCGCUGCUCAUGUUCAGAAGGCUUUACGAUGGAUCGUGGAAUCUCAAAGAGCCAUCUGUCAUAACUUUAGGUUCCGAUCCAGUCGCGUGCCUCAUGCCCAUCAACUCCUCGAUCUACGCAGCUUGCGGUAAAAAGGUCUGGGUACUCAACGCCAUGACGGGUGAAAACACCAAAAGCUUCAGCGCACAGCACGAGCACGUCGGAAACGUCAAACUCAUGGCCCACUCGGGUGUAGGGCUUUGGGUCGCACUUAAAAACUCUAGUACGGUCUGUCUCUACCACACUGAAACGUUCAAACAUCUACAAGAUAUCAACAUUGCUUCGAACGUUCUUCGGAUAACCAAAUCUGGCGGCAGCAACAACAGCUCGGCUGGUGAUAGUCUCAAUAACAAUCAAACGGCGGUUACGGUAACUGCGCUCAUGGCUUGUAAGGGACUGCUGUGGGUUGGCACUAACGUCGGUAUCAGCUUGACCAUUCCGUUGCCGCGGCUUGAAGGUGUGCCGAUCAUCAGUGGCCGAGUCAACAUUUCAUAUCAUGCGCACUUUGGACCAAUAACCUUUUUACUGGCCAUCCAAAAUAACAACAAGAGCAACGUGAGUUGCGCCAAAGAGGAAGAGCCAGAGGAAGAGCAGGUUCAAUUGAGGAUUAAAGAUUCGGAGCACAAUGGUCAUGGUCCAAGGCAACGCAACGACAGAGCCAGCCUUGAUGUCUCGAACUCGCCCAACGUUUCAGCGAAUUUACUCAAAUUCCAACAAAUGGCCAGCAGUCCCGUGCUUUCGAGACGUAAACGCAAGGAAAAUGAAUAUCGGGGCUCCAAGACACUACCUCGGGGAUCAGGUUGCGGCGGUAGCUAUUUGUCAAGUUCUAUGUCGAGUUCCCAGAGUUCAGGUGAGAACUGCGAUGUCUACGGCCUCUACGACGAACUGAUGAAUCUCAAUCAUCUUGACUACGAGAACGAGAACGCUGCUGUCGUCGAUCCGGUCUACGAAACGCUGAGGAGGAGCGACCCCGAACUCGCCAUACCAAACAAAGUUAGCACGCUCGAUCGUCGGCUCAAGAUGAAGAUUACAAGGCCUCGAUCUCUGGAUCUAUCAAAUUGGUCAGUUGACUCGCAUGCCAGUUCGUUGUACACGUCUUCUGGUUCGGAGGAGAAUCUCUCGCUUAAGGCCGGUAAACUGUCACGAAACAGCAGUACCGCUAGUAGAAAUGGUCGCGUGGAGGCAGUGAUGCUCGCGAACAAUGCCAAUAACACGUCUACGCCCAUGCAGCAGAAUAGGACUUUGAACAAGCAAACUAUGAAAAAGCCACCGGCAAAGAAGCCUAACGGUCCCAACGCUGGAAAAUCGGCGCAAAUGGAUCAGCCGAGGCGCACAGUGCUUACGCUAAUGGGUGGUAGGGGUUACGUUAAUUGGAGGCAUGUAGGGUCGCAGAAGGAAGAAAAGAAUCAAAAGUCGGGAUACUCUUUCAAGGAACCGAACAGCAACGACGCACACAUCGUUCUCUGGGAGAUGAAGUUAUGAUACGGAAUCAAAGUAGGCCUACUUUACUGGUACCAAAAAGAGGCAUUAUUUACUUUCCUAAUGUUUUUAAGUGCUAUAAUAGUGUAAAAGGACCAAAUAAUUAACGCGCCCUCGGACUUGUACAAUUAUCAACUUGUUUAUUUCCUGUUUUUUUUAAACAACAUUCUUCGGAUUAAAGGCUGGAUACGUGUACUGUAAUUUAAUUAUCAAAAGUACUUUUAAGUACUGGAAGUUAUAUAGUCAUUGUUGAUAAAAAAAGUGUAAUGAAAAAGGAAAAAAACGUUAUGCUCUAUUAUACAUGUAGGUAAUAAACAUUUUUUCGAUGAUCUUUUGGUGAUAUGAGACGCUGCUGAUAAAUCAAAUCAAUAUAAUGUCAUUGAUAUUGGUAUUACAAUUGGUGCUCAAAUUUCAUGAACUCCAAAUACGCUUAAUAGCAGAUGUCUAUCAACACAAUUCAAGCGACUUCCUUAAACAAAAAUUCUGACGGAUAUAUACGUAUAUCAAUGACGUUAAUUAUGAUUUGUGGUAUAUGGUUGAGAUGAAUACUCAAUCUUUUGAAGUUAUAUUUACAAAUGAAGAAUCUCUCUUCGAAUAUUUGUAAGAAAUAAUAAAAAGCACACUUUCAAAGUGUUAUGAUGCUGUUACUAAUUGGCCAUUUAUACCGUAGUUGAUUCAGCCAUAUUUACUGCAUUCUAUUCGAGAAGUACAUUGAAACUAUUCAAGUACUAGAUUGUUCUUCCAUUUUUUGUAUACAUACAUUUAUUAAUGUAAACAUCGUGAUUCGAAGACAAUAUAUUUUAUUAUCCAUUAUUUGCGAGCAAAACGUAUGUAAGAUUUGUCAAAUCGGAAAACUUUUGUAAAAAUUUAUUCACGUAGAAAUCUCUUUUUUUACCAAUUAAACGUGUACAAUUGAUAUUUUGUAUUUUUAGUAUAUAUAAUUCGCGAUUAGUGUAAUUUUUUGUUUAAGAAUUGUUUUUUAGACAUUGAAGCUUCAUGUUUGAGAUCUCAAAAUGCAAUAAUAUACCCUAAUGAAGUGUAAUUUAUUUAUUUAUUAAAUAUAUUCGAAUGUAUUUAAUUUAUAAAAACCGAAUUUCUUUUAUUUUAUUUUGUAAUCAAAAGAACUGUACUAUUUUGCAUUUGCGCAAUAAAAUGUUUUGAGAUCAUUAGCAUAAUGCUUAAAACAAUGUCUUGAAGCUUAAUAAAAUAUUGUUAUCGAAAAAUAUAGUAAUGUUAAAUAAUUGGAUAUGUAUACCAAAAAACUUUAUAUUUACAAAGACUGUAUCACUUUUGUUAAAAAAACAAAAUGUUGUGUAUUUUGGCAGUAAAAGAUAUUUGUGCAAUCCUAAA